Molecule: messenger RNA, 1200 nt
Organism: Anneissia japonica
Lineage: Eukaryota; Metazoa; Echinodermata; Crinoidea; Comatulida; Comatulidae
Product: mitochondrial import inner membrane translocase subunit Tim10 B-like
Cellular component (GO): mitochondrial intermembrane space chaperone complex
Source: RefSeq, a predicted model, not a curated record
AGCAUACUUGUGUUCAAAAGUGUGCGAACAAGCUCAUCAACAUUAAUCAUCGAUUAAUAACAGUUUACAUGGAGUUAAAUCCUCUGAAUAAAUACAAAGAACAACAAGAAAAAGUUAUGAAGGAGAUGGAAACUAAACAAAUACAAGAUUCACAGAGUCAAGCAAGUUUACAGGAAACAGCUUUGCAAUCGAAUGAUCAACCAUCACGAUCAAAUUUAGCAUAUCAAGUUGGAGAAACAUUUGAUGGUGUACAGAUAAAAAAUACUGCAACUAAUUCAUCUGGAGUGCACAAAGAGGGUGAAGUUAGAUGAGAGUACAAGAUAGAAUGUUGGUUGUUCAGCUUAAUCAACAAUCCACUCAAAUAUCAACUUGUUCUUGUGGAACACUGCCAUUUCUGGAUAUCUGAGUUGGGAAUUUAACCCAACCAUGGUGGGGCAGAGGUGGAUGUGGACUCAAAAGUGCCCUUUUGUGAAAAAUUAGAAAAUCCCCCCCCCCCCAAUUUAAAAAUCCUGCCUAUGGGCUUGUGUAUUGUAUGUAAAGCCAUAUCUCAAAUGAUUUGCCCUACAGUCAGUAAUACAUUAGCUAUGGUGAAGGUUCUAUGUAAAAUGUCAAUACCACCUGAAAAAUAAAUUGCAUUCGCAUUCCUGUAUUUCAUAAUUCUUUAUUAUAUUUCUCAAGUAAAAUAGUGCAAAAUUUUAUAAUUACUGUAUUUACAUUUCAAUAAUAAAUUAAAAUUUAUUGAUAGCACAUACGAAGCAAUAGUUUAUACUACUCUUAUUUGUACUCUGUUGUAUUUUUCAUAUUUACAAAACAAUUAUCCAAGUCAAUCCAUUACAAUUAAUAAAUUUAGUUUGAUGACAACUCUUUAAUAAUUAGCAGGAUAAGUAGUGAUAAGCUGGACCCUCACUGUGCCCAACGCCAUGAUGUGUGCGCAAUGGAUAGUAAGGGCAAUCUGUUCAGACUGCCAAUCAGCAAACGGCAUCAUGUCGGCUCACUCCCACAGGAAGCGGAUUUGGAUUCGUUGGCCGACUGUCAUGCAACGCAGCAGGUGCCUGGCUUUAAAGCGAGGUAUUUUCCUUGACAAGGGCCCCAAGAGAGACUUUUUUUAUACCUUGUUGCCAGAACCCACCACCCUCCAAUAUUCAUAAUUAUGAAUAAAAAUUUAAAAAAUAUAAAAAUAAAUAUAAAAAUUUUUUUUUU